Molecule: messenger RNA, 1354 nt
Organism: Pollicipes pollicipes
Lineage: Eukaryota; Metazoa; Arthropoda; Thecostraca; Pollicipedomorpha; Pollicipedidae
Product: serine/arginine repetitive matrix protein 1
Exons: 11
Coding region: 131-1330 (399 amino acids)
Source: RefSeq, a predicted model, not a curated record
CUUCACGAGAAGUUGCGGUGUUGGCUGCUGACCGAGGAUAGCCGUUUAGGGGCUGUCAGAGGACGCGCCGCGGUUUUCAGUAAUCUAAAACGAAGCUUCAAGUACCGAGCAGUCGCCAGCCACAAGCCAGAUGGUCGGCCGCCGCAUGUCGCCGCCCGGCCGUGAUAUGAGGCCCAUACCCCCGGCCAGAGGGGAGCACUAUCCGCCAGCGUAUCCGGAUCGUGAACGCAUGAAGAGAGACUUUCGCAAGCCGUCUCCUGACAUGCACCGCAGAAGUCGGUCGGUGAGCCCGCCGCCCAAGAAGCGCCACCCGCCGUCGCCGGGGUACCGCGGCGGAGGCAGCCCGCCCAUGCGGCGGCGCCGCUCCUUCACGCCGCCGCCGCCGAUGCGCAGGUCGCGCUCCCGCUCUCCCCGCAAACAGAGAGCCAGCAGUCCCCGUGGGUCCCAUCGCGUGGCAAGUGAUGCGCGCAGAAGCUUGGACGGCCAUCCGGAUGAUUUCUUUGGUCCAUGGGGUACUCGGAUUGCUGUUCACGACUUAAAGAAGAUAACAGUGGAUAUCAAGCGGAACUUGCCAAAAGGCAAAAGGAGCAGUUCUCCUAUAAUAAGAAGGAUUAUCAAUGCGGACGACAUUGUUCUAUACCGCAGAACGGGUGAGGGCUCGCGUCCGCUGCUGGACCGGCCGGAACUGCGCAGCGCCAUCAACCGGCGCUUCGAUGACGCUGCUCCUGGGCCGAAUGAGCCGCGCGUGGUGGCCAUUAUCCGGGAGCCGGGCCAGGCGACAGGCGACCGCCGGGAGGGGAGUUCCUUUGAUCGUCCAUCACGAUCCCGUGAGCGUGGUUUUGAACCACCGAUGGACAACCAACCCGCCGCCCCUGUGGGCGACCGGAUUGAAAGAGACCGGUCCGAGCGCACCCAGCGGCAAGUAGAGAAACUAGAGCAAAUGGAGGUGGCCAUUGACAGGAAAUUGGAACAGAUUCAGCGCUACGAGAGAAAGUAUGAGGAGACCAUGCGAGAUGAGAAGUAUGGGGAGCCCUCCGGCAAAGAUGACCGCAAACUGGUGGACCGCAGCGUUAGGGACCGGCUGGGCCCCAAGCGCCCGAGAGACGAUUACGUCGAGGACCACCGGCUGCCAGACUUCUCCCAGCGUCCCAACAAGCCGCCGAUCUGGGGCGAGGAUCCGCCGAUGAGGAGGGAUUACUACUCGCACGAGAACCGGGACAACGGCUACCGCGGCCGCGGCCGUGGCACCUUCAGACCCAGAGGACGCGCCAGGGGACGAGGUCACAUGUCGCCGAUGUCUUGGCAACACGACAAGUACGAGGCGUACUGAAGCCGGCCAGCCGGGCGACGCGGG